Molecule: messenger RNA, 1152 nt
Organism: Seminavis robusta
Lineage: Eukaryota; Bacillariophyta; Bacillariophyceae; Naviculales; Naviculaceae
Source: the annotation of a GenBank genome assembly
AUGAUGGUCGAGUGUCGUCUCAAGAAGAGGGUGCGGUUUUCGGACCGAAGGCAGGUCGUCCUGUUAGAGGAUAACACUAGUAGUAGUAGUAGUAAUGGGGUAUCCCCCAAGGUGGAUCAUCGCAAGGGUGCUCGGGAAUGCGCUCAUCGGUUGAUCUCCAAGGGAUACGGGCAUUUGCUAAAGGGUAGCUUUGAAGGGGCGACGGAUGACAAUACUACGACUGAUGUUACCCAAGAGAACCUCAAUUCCUUUGUGGCGGGGAUUCCGGAUCGAGAUAAUGUUCGAGGGCUCGAAAUCUACAUGUCUCCACCUCACCGGGAGGAACGGGAUAUGGCGCAUGAAGAUGUCGUGGAAGCGGUCUUGUCGAAACAAUCGCAGUUGGCUCGAAGGAGGGCACGACAAACGUCCUUUGACCCAAGCGACCAACUGCGAGCCGCUUCCCGAAAGUAUUCGCGAACUUCGCGAGUGUUUGCUCGACGCAUGGGGAUUGCCGAUGAGCUGGCGGUCCAAGAAGACGAAGCGCUGCCCCAACAACAGCAACAACCACAACCUCGCUGUCAUUCACUUUCACAGCAACCACCGCAACGUCCACAGCUUCUGCAGCAGCAACAACAACCCCAAAAGCUGUCGAAAGAAGCCGGCCCGGAAAUGACAUCCUUAUCCUCUCUGUUUCGUCGUGGGGAUUCCGCCCACACCACGAACUCCAAUGCCCGCAUGGCACGGCGACAACCGUCCACAAGACAGUUGGAUACCGGAAUCCGCAGUAUGGCGGCCAGCAUGAAUGCCAAAAAGGCCAGUCGUCAAGAAUCCAUUCGCCAACUCAACGUGAGCAUUCGCAAUCUGUCGUUUCAAGCCAGCAGUCACCAGUGCUUCCACCACCACGAACACAGCGACAGUAGCUUUUCCGAAAUGGACGGCAGCGGCUUCGAGUCGGAUGUUUCCAUCAUUCAUCCCUCUUUGGCCGUGUCGCACAGGGACCGUGCCCUCAAGAUUCCCGGACGACCCGCCAUGACCAAGGUCUCCGAUUGCGCCAAUUUGAUACAGAGUGCUUUGGAUCUGGUCGAUUGCAGCACGGAAAUCAUUGCCGAAGAUGAACCGGAUGGGUUGCUCCUCAAACAAGGGAGGGCUCGGUCCUGUGCUCUCUCGGCGUGA